Molecule: messenger RNA, 1170 nt
Organism: Labrus bergylta (ballan wrasse)
Lineage: Eukaryota; Metazoa; Chordata; Actinopteri; Labriformes; Labridae
Product: vesicle-associated membrane protein-associated protein B/C
Biological process (GO): endoplasmic reticulum membrane organization
Cellular component (GO): endoplasmic reticulum membrane; plasma membrane
Molecular function (GO): FFAT motif binding
Source: RefSeq, a predicted model, not a curated record
CCCUCACAUGACGUUUCCCUCCUCCUCGCCUCCUUCCUUUCCGCCUCGUCCUCCGCUGCUAGCAGCAGAGUUAGCAGUAGCUUCUUUAGCCUUCAGCAGCUGUCGGUGGCAGUCAGUCAGCCGGCCUGUCAGUCCGAGUAGUGCUGCAUUUAUAAUCGUCCUCCCCCUACUUCCCCUCCGCAGAAAAACCGUGGACGGCAGGUUCGUUUCCUCGGAAGCCAGCUACACCACCUUUCCGGGCUACCUGCAGGAAAAUAACUUAUUCUCUUCGUUAAGAAAGGAAGAAGCCCCGGGAUAUGGCAAGAACAGAACAAGUCCUGGUGCUAGAGCCACAACACGAACUGAAAUUCAGAGGUCCCUUUACAGAUGUUGUCACGGCCACUCUGAAGCUCACCAACCCCACAGCGAGAAAUGUGUGUUUCAAAGUCAAGACAACCGCGCCCCGCAGAUACUGUGUGCGUCCAAACAGUGGCGUCAUUGAUGCUGGAACCUCCAUCAAUGUUUCUGUUAUGCUACAGCCUUUUGACUACGACCCAAAUGAAAAGAGUAAACAUAAAUUCAUGGUUCAGUCCAUGAUCGCUCCGUACGACAUGACUGAUAUGGAAGGAGUCUGGAAGGAGGCAAAGCCUGAAGAGCUGAUGGAUUCAAAGUUGAGAUGUGCAUUUGAGAUGCCUCUAGAAAAUGACAAAACUCAUGAGAAUGAAAGCAACCAAACUGUGUAUUCCUCUGCCUCCUCUGUUAAGACUGAGCACUCAGUGCUGCCCAAGUCAGCCAGUGCCUCACUGGAUGAUGGAGAGGUGAAAAAGAUCAUGGAGGAGUGCAAGCGGCUGCAGAUGGAGGUCCAGAGGCUACGGGAAGAAAACAAACAGAUCAGGGAAGACGACGGGCUGCGGAAGAGAAAGGUGACCUCAAUGGCCACUCCUCACUCUUCUCCCACCAUGGCAACCUCAACCAUGAGGGACGAAGGUCUAAGCACCCGCCUCCUGGCACUCUGCGUGCUCUUUUUUGUCAUUGGAGUCAUUGUUGGCAAGUUGGCCCUGUAGAGACACAGUCAAACAAGAGCACAGUAACGGAUGGACGGACGAAUGGCCUGCUCCAGAGGAUGUGUCCAUGACGACAAUGGGGAUGUCUUGUUGGUUUAUGUUGAUCUCUCUUUUUUUUAACAUUUAA